Molecule: messenger RNA, 912 nt
Organism: Recurvomyces mirabilis
Lineage: Eukaryota; Fungi; Ascomycota; Dothideomycetes; Mycosphaerellales; Teratosphaeriaceae
Exons: 1
Coding region: 1-912 (303 amino acids)
Source: RefSeq, a predicted model, not a curated record
AUGAAGAAGAAUCGCAGUAGUAAGAAUACGUCUCCCACGUCGCCGAGUUCGCAGGACACGAGGUUUUCGAAGCCGAGCAACGCCAGUACGAUGCGGACCAACGCCACCACGACCACGCAUACUGCCGCCUCCUCAGUAGACGAUUCGGCAUCAUAUCCACCAGCGACUCCUUCGCACGAUCAUGACGACAGCCCAUCCUGCUCCUUCCCACCCUCAGACGUGGUAGACGCGGACGAAUGGCUCUCCCGCUUCCGCUCCGACCCCGACCUCGCCAUCGCCGUCAGCGACGAAUGUCCCGACCGCGCCACCCUAGCCGCCGUCUACGACCUCCCCAUCUACGCCGCGGACGGCACCUCCCGGCCCUUCGGAUCCCUCUACGACCCAGCCUACAGCCUGCAUUCCCGCCAACUGGUGCUCUUCGUCCGGCACUUCUACUGCGGCGCCUGCCAAGCCUAUCUCCAAUGCCUCGCCAAGAGCAUCACGAAAGAAGAUUACUUCAGCAUCCCCAUCCCGACUUCGAUAAUAGUCAUCGGCUGCGGGAAACCGGAUCUCAUCACCCACUACAAGAAAUUCACCAACUGCCCCUUCCCCAUCUUCGCCGACCCCACCCGCCAAUUAUUCAAGAAACUCGGCAUGGUGAUCAGCGCCAAUAUCGGCACCACCCGGCCGGAAUAUAUGAAGGACAUCAGUGCCGCUGCAUGGGGGCUGGGGCAGAUGAAGCAGAUGCGGCAGAGUUUGCGAGAUCCCGACGGGAUCAGGUACAAGGAUGUGGUGAGGGGCGGGAAUCCGAUGCAGAUUGGCGGGGAGUUUUUGUUGGAGGAGGGCGAGGUGGUGUGGUGUCAUCGGAUGCGGAAUUUUCGGAAUCAUGCUGAGAUGGGGGUGUUGAGGAAGUUGUUGGAGUUGGAUGAGUAG